Ectocarpus sp. CCAP 1310/34 is the source of this 2977-nucleotide messenger RNA. The record is from the annotation of a GenBank genome assembly. NCBI's taxonomy places the organism in Eukaryota, Phaeophyceae, Ectocarpales, Ectocarpaceae.
AUCGACAGACCGUUGCUGCCAAUGGCGCGAUUCCCGCAGCAGAGAGGACUCGUCUCGGCCCUUGCGGUGGGCCUUGCGAUGGCCACGAGGGUGGCUUCUUUUAGGGCAUACUCCUCUGUCCGGUCUCUCUCCUCCUACCGACGACCAGCCACUCAUCCCACCAACCGACGUCCACUCGAUGGGGAAAGAAGAGCACCCCACCGGUGGGUCGACUCUAGAGCCGGGCGGCGGCCACGCAUGAGCACCGCCGCCGCGCCCGCCGCCGCGCCUGCUGCUGCGGUAGAGGUGGUGGAGAAGGAGGAGCUACCGACUAACGAGAGUUCGCCGGAGCUGUUGAAGAUCCGGCAUACAUCGGCGCACGUGAUGGCCAUGGCGGUGCAGCGGCUUUUUCCGGGGACGCAGGUUACGAUCGGACCCUGGAUCGACAACGGGUUCUACUACGAUUUCUUUAACGAGGAGACGACGAUGACAGAUUCUGACCUCAAGGAGAUCAAGAAGGAGAUGGACAAGAUCAUCAGACAGAAGCUCCCGCUCGUGAGGGAGGAAGUCACCAGGGAAGAGGCAAGAAGGCGCAUUGAGGCCUUGGGGGAACCCUUCAAGCUUGAGAUUCUGGAUUCGAUCAAGACGGAACCCAUCACGCUUUACCACGUCGGGGACCAGUGGUGGGAUCUGUGCGCCGGUCCCCACGUUGACACAACUGGUGACCUUCCCCAGAAGGGCAUCGAGCUGCAGACGUUGGCCGGUGCCUACUGGCGCGGAGAUGAGAACCGGCCGGCGCUCCAGCGUAUCUACGGCACCGCAUGGGAAAACCCCGCCCAGCUCAAGGAACACAAGCGGCGUAUGGUGGAGGCCAAGCGGCGAGAUCACCGCGUUCUGGGCAAGAAACUCGACCUCUUUUCCCUGCAGGAAGAUGCCGGCGGUGGCCUGGUGUUCUGGCAUCCCAAGGGGUCGACUAUCCGAAUGCUGAUCGAGAACUUCUGGAAGGCGCAGCACCUCGAAAACGGUUACGAGCUGCUCUACACUCCGCACGUAGCCAACCUCGACCUGUGGAAGACUUCCGGGCACUUCGACUUCUACAAGGACGGGAUGUUCGACCAGAUGGAUGUGGAGGGAGACCAGUACCAGAUCAAGCCCAUGAACUGCCCCUUCCACUGCCUCGUGUACAAGGACGACCUUCGCUCUUACAGGCAUCUUCCGAUUCGUUGGGCCGAGAUGGGCACGGUGUACCGUUACGAGCGAAGCGGCACUCUCCACGGUCUGAUGCGAGUGCGAGGCUUCACCCAGGACGACGCCCACAUCUUCUGCCUACCGGAGCAGCUGGAGGACGAGAUCAUCUCCGUGCUCGACCUGACGGAGGCGAUCUUGAGCCGCUUUGGUUUCGACAGGCGAGUGUACCAGAUCAUGCUUUCCACCCGGCCGGAGAAGUCGGUGGGCACGGAUGAGAUCUGGGACCUUGCAACGGAGGGGCUGAAGGCAGCGCUUGAGCGCAAGGGCUGGGAUUAUUCGGUGGAUGAGGGAGGGGGUGCGUUCUACGGCCCUAAGAUCGAUCUCAAGAUCCGAGACGCUAUUGGCCGCACGUGGCAGUGCUCUACGGUGCAGGCGGAUUUCAACCUCCCCGACCGGUUUAAGCUGGAGUACAUCGACAGCUCGGGGGAAAGGAAGCAGCCCGUCAUGCUCCACCGCGCAAUCUUCGGUUCGCUGGAGCGCUUCUUCGGCAUCCUGGUGGAGAACACCGCGGGCACCUUCCCGUUGUGGCUGGCACCGGAGCAGAUGCGGCUGCUGCCCGUCACCGACGUUGCGAGAGACUACUGCCUAGAGGUGCAGUCGAAGUUCAAGAAGGCCGGGCUCCGAGUGAAGGUGGACAGAGGGUCAGAGCGGUUAGCCAAGCAGAUCCGCACAGCAGAAAAGGAGCGCAUCCCGGUGAUGUCCGUUGUCGGCGAGAAGGAGGUUGCCGCGGGGACCCUUGCCGUUCGGUCAAGAGGCUUCGGCGACAUGGGAGACGUGCCUGUCGAUGAGCUGAUCGCCAGCAUGCUCGAGGCAGAUGCUGCCGCCAAGGAGCUGCACGAAUUCCUGGAGCCCAAAGCGCAGGAAGCGGCAGAAGCUGCGGACGUGUAGAAGCCCGACGGUUCCACAACGGCGGCAGGGCAAUAACACAGUCAGUCAUGUUGCGUGGCGCUACGUACGGCAGAGUAAUAUCAAAGCCGUGUCGUAUGAUGAAAACUGGAUCCACCUUGGCAUUUUGUAGGUUAUCUGCUUUGGGCGUGCAUGUGAGGUCUGUAGAAUUUUGGCGAAUUAUUCUUGUCCGCGAGGGGAAGACAUCUGGAGCGUGGUAAACAUUUACUCCCGAAAUGACAUGUGUUGCUGCAAUAUACACACGUGUGCUACGGAAUAUUUAUGCUCGGCGUGUGUAUUUCGCCUGUCAGAAUAGGACUGGUCGAUACAGCAGCUUGUGUGCGAUGAACUACUAUUACGUGCCCGAACGAUUUCGCUUGUUGCUGAGCGGUGUUUCGUUGAUGGGGCUGGCCGUGCCACUCUGUGUGAUAGUGUGCGAUGAACUACUAUUACGUGCCCGAACGAUUUCGCUUGUUGCUGAGCGGUGUUUCGUUGAUGGGGCUGCCCGUGCCACUCUGUGUGAUAGUGUGCGAUGAACUACUAUUACGUACCCGAACGAUUUCGCUUGUUGCUGAGCGGUGUUUCGUUGAUGGGGCUGCCCGUGCCACUCUGUGUGAUAGACGACGAACGUGGCGUUCGCAUCGGCAGAUCAACGAACGGCGCGGCGUAAAAUAAACUCUGCAAUGCUUGUCCGAAACGUCAUGUACAAGUGGACGGGACCCAUGCUUCUUCGUGUGCGCACCUGGGUUAUGAUUUGUCAAGUUGAGGCAAGAGUCUCACGCGGCGCUGUCACCAACUAUACUCAGCGUUGUCUGUGUGACGCCACACAAUAUUUGGGCUUGCCUCGUGAGGCUCUUGAGUGUAA